CCCAGGCCGAUCCCCCUGGAUUCAGCUCCGUCCCCGCAGAUCCAGCGCCCCCCCAGCUCGGGGGGUCCCGGCUUUGGGGGGGAGCCCGGCCCUGUCUCCCCCCCCUUCCUGCCCCAGUGGCCCCCUCGGGAGGAGGAAGAGGAGGAGGAGGAGGAGGAGGAGGAGGAGGAAUGGCGGCGCCGUGGCGGGUACUGGAGCCCGCCCAAAAAUCCAUAAAAAUUUACUGAUCCCACCUUUUCUUACCCCAAACGAGCUUUACCUGGGCGAGAAGUAAGGCCAAAGGCUCCCACAGCAUGGCUCAGGCGAGUCUCCUGGCCUGCGAGGGGCUCUCGGGCGUCUGCCUCGUCCCCACCGUCGCCAGCAAGAAGAUGAUGCCCAAAUCCGGCGGGAAACAGGACGGGAACCGGGAACGGGGCUCCAGCCCCGACCUCCUGUCCCUCCGCCAGGACCCCGACAAGCCCCGCGCCCGCAAGGACGAUGAUGCUCCUGAGGCCUCCAACCCCAAGAAAUCCAUGAAAAAGCGCCGCAAGCGGGUUCCCGGCGCCGAGGGACCCCCGAGCUCCUCCCGCCGAGGAUCCCAGAUGGUGGUGAUUGAGCAAAACGGCUCCUUCCAGCUCAAGAACUUCAUCUGCGACCACUGUUUCGGCGCCUUCCGGAGCAGCUACCACCUCAAACGGCACAUCCUCAUCCACACCGGGGAGAAGCCGUUCGAGUGCGACAUGUGCGACAUGCGCUUCAUCCAGAAGUACCACCUGGAGCGGCACAAGCGCGUGCACAGCGGGGAGAAGCCCUACCAGUGCGAGCGCUGCAUGCAGAGCUUCUCCCGCACGGACCGGCUGCUCCGACACAAGCGCAUGUGCCAAGGCUGCCAGACCAAGACCCCGCCCGACUCCCAGCUCCUGCUGUGAAAAUCUGGGAAUACCGGGAAGUUCAGGGGGUGCGGGAGGGGGGUGUUUCUUCCUGCACCCCCCCACAUCACCAUGCUCUGCCUCACCUGGAUUUCUCACCCCUCUAAGGAUGGGGAAGAACCCGAGCGCUGCCAGCAUGAAAAAACUCGGAUCGUUCCUGCCCUCUGGCCUAAAAACUUGGAUUAUGAUCCCAAAAAUCCUCCUGGAAUCUUCAAGUGGCCCCCCCCACCAUCGUUAUACCCCUGAAUCCACCCCUCCCCCUCUUAGGAAAGACUGGGAACCCCCAAACUGCCUGAAAUCCCGGCGGAUCCGGGAUACCUGUGCACAGGUAGGAGGGUCCCGCUGGGAACAGCAGCAUCAAUCCCUCUCUUCUUUGGGAAAAGGAAGAAAACUGAAGAUGCUGGGGGAUGCCUCAGCCUGGGGGGGAGGGGGGUGUACCCCCUGUUUUUUGGUUAUUUUUGGAAAAUAGGGAAAAAAAGGAAUUUGGGGGCUCCCCUUGAGCGGCGCAUCCUGUGGGACACUCAGCAGCACUUCCCAUUUCCUCUGGAACUCCUUCAGAUUUUGGGGGAUUUCUCCUACUUCCGCAUAGUUUUGGGGUGCUGCCUAUGUCCCCCCAUGCUGGGAGGUCUGCCCCCUAGUGGGGGUGAGAAAAGGGGGGCGAGGGGCCCCCCGGAUCAGGGGUGAGGUGGAGGGGGCAGGAGCAGCUCCCAAAGACCACGAAGCGGGCCCCUGCUCUUCCCCCCAUUUUGGGGGGUCCCUGUCCCCCCAUCACAGACUGUUCCAAGGGGCAAGAGAGAUGAGUUUGCCCCCCCCCAAUUUUGUGCCCUGAACCCCCUUUCUGGGCAUGCAGGAGUUUCGGGAGGGGCCCAUAUUUUGGGGACCUCCCCCAAUGACACUUCAAGAAGGACUUUGGCUCUGCUGAGCCCAUUCCCCCAAAUUUGUGGGGCCCUGGGGGGGGGCAGUUUGGGGGCUCUGGCAGGGGUUGGGGUGCUGGGGGAGGUUGGGGGAUUCUGUUGGAGGGAGGGGGAACCCCAGGGCCCCCCACCUGCAAGGGCUCCCAGCCCCCUCACACUCCCCCAGCUUCAUUUUUGGGGUGUUUUGUUGGGAUUUAGGGUUUAUUACAG
Onychostruthus taczanowskii (white-rumped snowfinch) is the source of this 2032-nucleotide messenger RNA. RefSeq names its product zinc finger protein 740 (gene ZNF740). The record is from RefSeq and is a predicted model, not a curated record. Gene Ontology annotation, cellular component: nucleus. The transcript is spliced from 7 exons. NCBI's taxonomy places the organism in Eukaryota, Metazoa, Chordata, Aves, Passeriformes, Passeridae. Gene Ontology annotation, molecular function: RNA polymerase II cis-regulatory region sequence-specific DNA binding; DNA-binding transcription factor activity, RNA polymerase II-specific. The coding region runs from base 294 to 908 and encodes 204 amino acids. Gene Ontology annotation, biological process: regulation of transcription by RNA polymerase II.